Messenger RNA from Saccostrea cuccullata (small rock oyster), 1338 nucleotides. RefSeq lists its product as uncharacterized. Bases 1 to 1338 code for a protein of 445 amino acids. The transcript has 3 exons. The record is from RefSeq and is a predicted model, not a curated record. NCBI's taxonomy places the organism in Eukaryota, Metazoa, Mollusca, Bivalvia, Ostreida, Ostreidae.
AUGUCGAAAAAAGACAUCGGCAUGAAGCUUAUAUCACAAUCAUUGUUUAAGGGACUGUGCCAUACCUUAGGGACUCCUCAACAGGUUGCAAUGAGAAGAGAUGCCCUGGAUCUUAUCGAAAUGGUAGAUACAUUGCAAGGAGCAGAUGUUCAGUUCCGAUUUUUGCCCAGUGGAAGUCGUAGAGAAGGAUUCAGAUUUAAAGGAUCAGACAUGGAUAUUAUGCUGUGGUCUAAAGACCAUAAAGUUAUCUGGGACAUGGAACAGACACGAAAUUACAAUAGAGAUAAACACACAUUGAUUCUCUCCGACUGCUCUGAUAGCCCGCCAGGGUACACACAGCUAGUAUUAAUCACACAAACAAAUAUGGAAAGUGUGUAUCUUGCAUGUAUCAGUAGCAAUGACAGACUUUUCAUAUCUAGUUCUGCACUCCGAAAAAUCACACUUUCUGGCUUAUUUCCAGAUUUUACAGAACAUGGACCAUGUAGCAGUGGUUUUAUGUACGAUAUGAAUCAUGAUACUGCUCAUUGUUUUGCUUCUGAUAUUUGGCCUCCAUGGGCUUUCCCAUGGAUAGCCAGAUCUCACGUCUGGCCGGGAUCUCAAAUAGUAAAUGAAAUAGUGAAAAGUGGAUGUCACGUCGUACCAAUUGGACACAAACAAGGAAAUCAUGAAGACGAUGAAUGGAGAAUCUCUUUUUCUCUUGCAGAACAAAAACUUGUGUUCUCUAUGAACCACUCUCAGUUUUUAACGUAUGGCUUGCUUAAAUUGUUCUUAAAAGAAGUUAUAAAGGAUGGUUUAGGUACUGAGGAUAAAUUACUGUGCUCAUAUCACAUGAAAACAGCAGUUUUCUGGGUGCUUCAGCAAAAUACAAUUCGUGACUGGUGUCCACAAAAUCUCCUAGAGUGUUUCUUGGUUUGCUUUAGGACCUGUAGAUACUUGGAAGCUUUAACCAAUUUAGAAAUGAUAAAGGUCAAGUUAUAUCAGAUAUGUGUAAGGGACAUGUAUGAAUGUUUUAAAGGAAAAGAGAUCGAAGCAAGCGCAUUAGAGAAACGAAUCUGGAUUAACAAAAGAAAAAUGGUUGUAGCAGGGCAAACAAAUCUUGAAAAGGACAUCUGUUAUAUCAAAGAAUUAUAUCUCGAACAGCAAUAUAGUUUGAAUAGCUACGAAGAUGUUAACAUAACGUUUAUUCCAGCCAUUCUUCUGUUGCACAUGCUUGAGUUCUUGUGCUACUCACAGAUUGACCAAGUGCACGUAAAAGCACAAUCAGCAUUACAAGAACUGGAGUCACUUGUUUUUGAAGACCAGCUAGAGUCUCCAUCUAUAAUGAAGGGAUCCAUAUAG